AGAAAAGUUGGCUCUGAACUUCAGUCGGCUCUCAGACGUACUCGCGAUCACUUGGGCCGGAGAAAAGCUCGUGAUUUAGCUCUGAAAACAAAACGAAACUGCGUCGCGUUCGCAAUUACCAGAAAUAAAUAAUUACAAAAAUAUAUAUACAUUAUAUAUAUAUAUAACCAAAACGAACUGGCCAGCGCCCAUCUGCCACAGAGGAUAUAUCGUUCGAUCCUCCAUGCCAAUACCAUAUAAAGUUUAAGACAAACCAACGACCAUCGGCACGUCCAUUCAACCGUUGAGCGAAACCCACGCAAAACGACACAAAAUCUCAAACACAAAUCGUGAUAAAUUUUUGGCUAAAUUGUGCAAACGUUUUUCGACUAAUUAAAAUUUGACGUGCAUACCAAAACUCCAACUUCGACAGCCUUUAAAAGCGACAAAUAUAAAUUGCAAAUAAGCAACAGUUUUCGCGACGACACUUGGCAAGUGAAAAAUAAUAACAAAAAUAAAAAAAAUAAAUACAAAAUACAAAAUACAACAAAAAAAAGGGGGAACAAAAGCCGCAAAAAACGAACCCACAUCAAAAUACAAAAUAAACGUAAUUAGAACUGCGCAAAUUACUUAGAACUGCAAAAACAUUUGUUCUCCCCCACACUAACGCACGAGGAAUGCUGUUUUGAGCUUAAAAUAAACCAUUUAGAUUGCCUAGUUUAAAUGGAAAAUGCGCAGAGUUCAAACAGUUCGAUGAGACUGUCACACAAAGAAUUUACUUAGGGUUGCGAUUCUACUACAAGAAGACCCGACAGGAGAGAGAAAAUCAAAGACAGAGAUCAGAGAUCACUAGCCAGAAAAGCAACCCAAGGAUAAAGUAGGAAGCCACAAGAUAAGAUGCAAAGUGGAGCCACGAACGGAGGAGGACCAAGGGUCAGCUUUAAUCGGGAUGUGCACGUGAAGCGGAUAGGCAAGCAUCCCAGUGAGUACGAGUCGUCGGGUAACCAGCCGAGUUACCAUCAGCUGCCCAAGGACAUAGAUCCGGAGGAUAUACGAAAGGAGGCCGCCCUGGUAAUCGCCCAGGCGGGCAGACAUCACAGCAAAGCCGAGAACGGCGACCACAUACCCAACUUCCGGGCCAAGCAGAAGCGCCAGAACCAGCCCAGUGAUUUCAAUUCUUUGCCCACGCGCCGUAAGAAAGGCAAACCUGUGACCCGCAGUGCCAGUGACGCCUCCACCAAGAAACCGGCCAGCAAACGCCCCUCGAUCUUUGGCCUCUUCAGUAGGAAGAGCGACACGAAUGUCAGCCAGUUGGAUAGGGACCCGCGGUUCGAAGACGGCGGCGCCAGGCGUUUAGUGCGCAGCAAGAGUGAUGUGGGUAGCAGCAAGCUAGCCAGGAAAGCGGAAGACAAGGUCCAUAGUAACAGCCAGUCCAAGCAGCAGCUCAGUCCUAUCAUUGAGCAGGCGCAGCGGGAGGAUUUCUUUGAGAAGGACUACUUCCGGGAACGAGAGCGACGCAAAUCAGACGCCGUCACGCCGCGCGAAAAGGAUGAAAGUGGUCGCGGUCUGAGCGAACUGCUCGCUAGGAGCCGCUCACAGGCAGAGCUAGACGGUUCGAUCCUCCAAUCGGGAGGUCCUACCAUUUCGGCGGGCAUCCGCGAUCGGAUUGAGACGUUGCAGGCCAAGUCCGGCGAGAAUAUGCACAGCUCCCAGCAGCCAGCGGAGCGCUUGCCGCUGACCAAAGGUCGCACUGUGGACGGCCUGGUUAAGCGGUUGUCCAUGGAGCGAUUCUCCCCACAGCCGGUGAUCAGUCAGCCGGCCUUCUCUUACAUAAGGCCCAAUGAGGGCAUAACCUAUGCCCAGCUGGAUCUGGGUGAGGACCAGAUACGUCGUUCACCCAUAGACCGGGAUGUGCGCACCCCGCAAAGGGAGUUUGCUCCGGCCAGACCGCCGAGGGCCAGCGAUGUGAGGCCCAGUUACUCGCCCACUUCCAAUGGAGCUCCACUGGUUACCAGGCCCAGUCAUUCGCCCUCACCAUGGCAGCAGCUUAGUCCUCGAAAUCUAAGCGAUGAGGAUGAAGGCCUGGGCUACGAACCCAGAAAAGUUUACUAUGAAGAAGAGUUUCCCCGAAGGGCAGAACCUCCCAUAGUUCCAGUCAUCAGAAGCGUGAGUCCUUCUCCUUAUUUGGAUGAGUUGGGCUACAGAAGAGCUCAGCUGGAGACGCGCAUCCUGACGAGGCGUUUCGGGGAAGGAGCCACCCUAGAACGUCAGGUGGACAGGAAUCGGGAGGUGACCAGACCCACUCCCGAACGAGAACCAGAACGCUUCCAUAGACCUGUGCGCCAGGAACUGUCCAAUGAGUAUCCUCCUGAGCGAACCCAAGUGGAUACCGGUUCCACGUUGCCCAGAAUGGAGAAAACUUCUCGUUAUCGGCAUACCAAGUACUAUGAUGACGGCCAUGGCGGUGUCAAGGAGACCUAUGUGCGAGAAACGCAGCGGGAUGGACAGGUGCGUGAGUCGCGGCAUCGCGAACGCAUCGGGGAACGAGAGCGCGACUACAACUCAGCGGAUAGAUUGGAGCACGAGCCCAAGAGCCUGGACUCACAGCUGACGGAUCAAUACCGAUCCUCGCCAGAACUGCGCGCCCAGCAGAAUCAGCAGCGGGAGCAGCGAGAGGAUUACUGGCAGAGCAGCUUGAAGAGAGAUAAACUGCAGCAGCGAAGCUUUGACAAGGGUGACUCGGGAAUCGAGAACGAUUUCCGCAAGGAGUCCUUCAAUGGAGACUUGACCACAAGAUGGCGCAAACGCACCGUCCUUGAUGACAUGAGGGCCUGCGAGUCCUUCCUGCGUAAGGAGCGCAGGGACAGCGCCCAGCAGCGGCAGUUGCAAAGGCAGGCGAAUCCGUCUCGCCUUCGCCGUGAACACAGCUACGUUUACAGGGAACGAUCCAUCGAUGAUGGAUCACACUUUGAUCCCCAUCUGGACAAAUAUCCUGUUGCCACCAGCACGCUGCGUCGCCGAGAGCAGCACUCUCAGUCACAGACCCAAAAGAGCGAGGAUUCCAGUACUCUCAAACGAAACAAGAAGCUGGGUGGCUUCGAGAAGGUCAAACAGUUGUUCACGGGAGCCGGAGGCAGUGCCAGUAAUGGGGGAAGUGGUCGCAGCAGCGGUAGCAAUGUUUCCAGUGGCAAGAAGGAUCGGAUGAGUAAUGGGAACAGUAGUACUCUCAGUCGUCGCGAUAAGGAUAAGGAGAGGGAGAGAGAGAAGGAACGGGAGAGGGAGCGCUAUAUGGUCAGAGAGGAGGAGAUGCGGUCGAGGUACCGCGAGCAUCACACCUCAGCCCAGGAGACCUCACGCGAACCAAAGACUAUCGAUAUCUCGAUGCGACGCCGUCUGUCCACGCCCAAAGCUAGUCCCCUGCUGGUGAAGCGCAGUCCAGCGGACAAGCCACCCAAAAAGCAGCCAAAGGCGAAGGAGUCGCCCCCGGCGAAGGUCGAGAAAACAAGCUGGUUCAGAUCCCUGGACCGGCGAGCCAAGAGCAGUCCCAAGGAGCUCAAUGUAUCCGUCAAUGGACACAGUGAGACAACUUCGAGCCUGAAGCGGACCAAACGCAAUACGACAGCUGCUCCGGCCAAGAAUCUGCGCUUCUUUGGCGACACCGACCUGGAUUCGAAUCCACCAACCAUUUCCAAGGCCACCAGCAUGCCAAGGAGUCGUCCGUCGCUGGGUCAGUCAAAGCACUCGCAGAGUGCCUACCACCUGGACCGCAGUCCUCCGCCACUAGCCCGUGACUACCGCCAUACGCUCGCUGGCCAGGCUAAGGUCCAGAAUCAAAGCGGCGGCAGUCGGCAGCGGGCCAGCUCCAUGCAGCAUCUGGAUAAUGGCAGCGACGAAGUGGACUUCCGGAAGAGACGCCAUUACUCGCGCUCCCGCGAACUGCAUGACAUCUCCGAGAGCGGCUCGGAACCAGAGCCGGCAGAGCGCCAUAAGAGGAGCAGUCAGAGAGCCAUGUCGCUGGAGAGAACGGUAGAUGGACCGCGUAGCCAGCGCAUCGAGGAUCGUCCGCUGCUGGGACCACCAAAGCCGGCUAGAAGUGCCGAGCGCCGUGCACUGCUCAACGGCUUGGGUCAGGAAAAUGUGGGCUAUGGAAGAGAUCGCUAUCCGGCUGAGAGUUCUGGCACUGAGGGCGAGUCCAGCCUGCACAGCCAGCGCAGCGUGGUCUAUCUGCAUGCCACGACGGUGGGUGACAUCCCACAGCCAUAUAACCUGCGCCGGCGGUCCAUGUCACGCGAUGACCUUCGCAAGGGCAAGCAGCAGGCGCCCCAGCAGCCGCCUCCACUUCAACCUAUGACCCGCACUGUCUCCAGGUCAGUCUCCAUGUUGGCUCCCUGGAAGCCCAAGCACAUCAGCGAGGGAUACGAGAUCAACUACUCACAGGAGCAAAAUAAGCGGAUGUCCACACUGCCGCGAAAGCCGCCGCCACAUAAUGGAGCAACCAGUGCCAGCACUUUGAGCCGACUGGGCCGAAAGAACGAGACUUCCACGUCAACGCGCCGCUACCACAUGGACAACCUGGAGCGCCCGCCACCGCCGCGGUCGGUGCUGUCCGCAUCGAAUUUACGCAGCGCCAGGACGAAGUGAAGUGACAUGACGACCCACGACCCACGAUCACCACCCCGGUGCUCCAAUGUGGAGGUUCCGAAACCAACCACACCUAGUUGCUAGUUUUAAUCAUUAAUGCGAACUCGAAACGUAAUUCUAAUCAAAUCAAUCGAUGGAACACAAGGACAAGGAGAAGGAGGGUUGGCAUCCCUCGAUUGGAUGCAAUGCCCCCCGCUUAGUUGCGUAGGAUUCUUUAACCUUUGUUGCAAUUCUCGUCAUAUUUUAAAUGUGAAAUGUAUUCGUACUCCAGUAAUAAUUAUAAAUUAAUAAAAUAUCAGACUUUAACUUAUA
Molecule: messenger RNA, 4932 nt
Organism: Drosophila eugracilis
Lineage: Eukaryota; Metazoa; Arthropoda; Insecta; Diptera; Drosophilidae
Gene: blo
Exons: 9
Coding region: 877-4620 (1247 amino acids)
Source: RefSeq, a predicted model, not a curated record